Messenger RNA from Suillus clintonianus, 3462 nucleotides. RefSeq names its product glycoside hydrolase family 2 protein. Gene Ontology annotation, biological process: glycoprotein catabolic process. The transcript is spliced from 12 exons. The record is from RefSeq and is a predicted model, not a curated record. Gene Ontology annotation, molecular function: beta-mannosidase activity. NCBI's taxonomy places the organism in Eukaryota, Fungi, Basidiomycota, Agaricomycetes, Boletales, Suillaceae. The coding region runs from base 208 to 3111 and encodes 967 amino acids.
CCACGAUGCCUUCUCGAAUUCAUUGAAUCAUUCAGCAGUUUAUCCUAUAUCCGAACCUUACCAAACCGCAUCAAGAUGAGCUCAGCGUUUUCUUAUUGAUCUAGCAGGUACCUGAAAACGUCAUGGGCAAGUGUCUUUAUUGUAUAUAUUAUGGUGCUUCUAUAAAAGCCAUGGUUUCGAAUCUUUCCAUGCACCUCAACCGCGUGCAUGAUGAUGCACUUUGCUCUUCGGACGCUUUUCGUGUCAUAUCUAGCGCCUCUGGCUGCUGCACGGGUCUUUGACCUCUCUGAGUUACAGUGGACGCUCAGGAACCAGAAUGGUUCUAUUGUCGUGCCAGGCUCCUUACCCUCACAGGCUCACCUUGAUCUUUUUGAGGCUGGUAUCAUCAAUGAGCCAUUACUAGGCAUCAAUGAGUUCACGGAAAGAUGGGUCAUCAACGACAACUGGACGUACACCGCGGACUUGACUCCCUUCACCCAAAAUUACAAGAACGACACGUCCAGAAACACGCUCCUUGUUUUCUAUGGAAUUGACACUAUUGCUAACAUUACGUUUGCCGGCCAUCCCGUGGCUUGGGUCAACAACCAGUUCCGGCGUUACACCUAUGACGUCUCAGACUACUUGAGUGCUCCUGUCGGAGAGGAUAACAACUUGACGAUCGCGCUCGAGAGCGCAUGGUAUUACGGACUGAACGUGACAAUGCGACCAGAUGCCGAAUACUUCCCCAAUACUCCAGAUGUCGCUACUUCGGAUAAUUUUGAAUACCCUAACGUUCGUAUGUGGAUCCGCAAGAUCGACGACGACUUUGGCUGGGAUUGGGGUCCAGCGUUCGUUCCCAGUGGCGUCUACAAACCAGCCUACCUUGUGACGCUCUCUGAAUCUGAAGCUCAAGAUCCAACGUCUGAUGCUGCGUCAUGCCCUGUAACGAGCAGUUCCGUCCUUCUGGACGAAACUUCUCUCGAUAUCUACAAGUACGGCCAAAAUCCAUCUGCUGCCCCUGAUCAAUCUGCGGACUGGGUUCUUAACGUUACGUUUGGCAUUCGCUCAAUCAAAUCGUUCGAGAAGCCGACUGUCACUCUGUCCAUCCCAGAACUCAAGCUCACGUCGGAGCCGCUGGACCUCGGAUCCAUUCCUGUUAACAUUGAUGAAAACACAUACCUGAGUGUUAAUUGGUCUAUUCCAGACAGUGUUCCUGAAAGAUGGUAUCCAAUUGAUCUUGGUGCCCCCAAGCUCUACAACCUAACCGUUACUUUGGACCCAUCUCCAGGUCAGGGCGAUGGACCAAGUGCUGGAUCGAUUACUCAGACUAUCACUACUGGCUUCCGCACCAUUCAACUAUUGCAAACCCCUUACUCUGCAGAGGAGAUCGCGUCGCGAGGUAUUACCCCAGGUGACCAAUGGCAUUUCGCUAUCAACGGAAAGGCUUUCUACAGCAAAGGAACGAACAUAAUCCCUUUCGAUCCCUUCUACUCGCGCAUAAAACCCGAGGCAGUUCGUUGGGUCCUGGAGAGUGCUAUCAAGAGUGGUCAAAAUAUGCUUCGUGUUUGGGGUGGAGGCAUUUAUCAGCCAUCCGAUGCUGCAACCGAUGGAGGGUUGUAUGCCUUCUACAGUCUUUGCGAUGAGCUUGGUAUACUUGCGUGGUCGGAGCUCAUCUUCUCUGACUCGCUAUACCCCAUUAACGGCUUCCUGCUGGAAUCUAUCGAGCCUGAAGUGCGUCAGAAUGUUCGCAGGGUUAACAGGCACCCAAGUAAUGUACAAUGGGCCGGUGGCAACGAAAUUGAGGGUAUCGUGAUGAGCGCCAACACCUCCCUGGCUAAUGGCACCCAUUACCUGGAUGAGUUCGUUUAUUUGUUCCAGGAUUACUUGCAUGAUAUCGUGCUUUCCGAGACGAACUCUGUCCCGUACACUGACUGUUCGACAACUCACGGGGUUCUAAGUCUCGAUCCAUACGUCCUUCGUUUUGCAAAUGGUACCCCAGGAUACAUCUAUGGGAAUACUGAGCGAUACAACUACAAUGCAUUGGAGGCUUUUGACCUGACAACGUACCCUGUUGGUCGGUUUGUUAAUGAGUUCGGUUUCCACUCCAUGCCCUCGUUCUACAGCUGGGAGGAGGUCCUCGAAAAUCCCGAAGAUUACACAUUCAACUCCUCUGUCGUGAUGUCCCGUGACCAUCAUCCUCCUGCUGGCAAUCUCUCGUGGCCGAACCCCAAUGCGCCUCAGGGCCAGUACCAAAUGUCCAGCGCUGUCGAGUCCUGGCUUCCCACUCCUGGAACUUCAGACUCAAACCAGACCUUUGCCCAAUGGUGCUGGAGCACUCAGCUUUUCCAGUCCAUGAAUAUGGUUGCCGAGAUUGCAUGGUACAGGCGUGGCGCGGGUUUGGGCGAGAACAACCUCGGAAGCUUGGUUUGGCAACUCAACGAUAUCUGGCAGGGUGUCAGCUGGUCAGCCAUUGAAUACUCUGGAAGAUGGAAAGUCCUUCAGUAUGGCAUGACGACUGUCUACUCCCCUGUCAUCAUCAAUCCCUUCUGGUUCCCAGGGAAUGAGUCGCUCACCAUCUUGGCUACGUCUGAUCGCUGGGAAACGGUUGGCGGUACUGCGCAAUUGACAUGGUAUGACUGGAGUGGAAAUGCGAUCAACUCCAUGACCACGCCAUUCUCUAUCCCGACUCUGAACAACUCGCUUAUUUACGAGGGAACUGGUCUCGACACCAUCCUUCCCUUUGGUUACGACGCCAAGGACGUCUGGCUCCUGAUGAACGUGACCGCUACCGUGGACGACAAAAUUGCGACCAGCGAAUCCUAUUUCACGCCGGUGUCGCUUGCCUACUCCAACCUCGUCGACCCACAGAUCGCUGUCAUUGCAGGCGACAACUAUACGUUCACGUUAUCUGCCAAGGGCGGAAUAGGUGCUUGGACGUGGCUUGAUCACCCUUCAGGGACUGUUGGGUACUUCGUUGAUACCACGACUGGGCUUCCUUCAAACGGUUACUACCUCAUUCCUGGUAUCGAUCGCACUGUCCGAUUCGUAUCCAGCACAGAACUGUCGACCGUCCAAAGUCCUGAUCCCGCUGACUUUGUAGUGAGGUCAUUGUGGAAUAACACUCAUAUUUAAGGCGCAGUCCGGAAAAUUGUACACUUGCUAGUCCUGACAACACCAGGUUAUUCGCAUCGUGUAUCCGAAUGAAAGUUAUUCACCUCGGUAGUACAGAGAUGAACUGAUAUAAAAAUUGUAGACAAGGGCGUGCAGGCAAUGUGUUUGAUUACAAUUGCAAUAGCUGAGAAGUGAAACAGAUGACAGACGUGGUAGUAAGUAUGUUCACCGUAGUUGGAAAGAUUGAGGGGAAAUAGACUGUAUCCUAUACGGAGAGGAUUACUUGCUUAGUAGAAAAAGGCUGAGACGGAAAUCCAAAGAAGAACGUGGACGAUGUGUAUCGAGAAGUGAUUGCAUAUGUAGAUAGACGCG